AAUCAAAUCCCUAUCCCUAAGUCCAAUCCUUCAUCUCUCUUCCGUCUCCAGCUCAGUUACAUCUAGAACUCUUCCGCUUUUUCUCUAUCGGGGUUUUUUUUUUUUUUUAUUCUCUUUUUCGAUGGCCUCUGCCACCCUCGAUCACCGCCAUCAUCACCGCAACCAUCUCCACCUCGAAUCUAUCCCGGUCGUAAACCUCCGUCUUCUCUCCCAACCCGAACUCGUCUCCCUAUCUUUAUGCUCCUCCUCUACUUCCCCUUCCAAUGCCGAAACCGAACUCUUCACUCCCAAAAUUGACCGCUCCGUUUUCAAUGAAUCCGCCGGUAGUCGCAAACAGACCUUCUCCCGCCUCCGCCUUGCUGCCCCCCGUAGCUACCUACAUCACCAACAUUCCUCUCCUUCAUUCAAACCCUUCCCUUCUCGUCCUCUACACCUAAACCUCGAACCUCUCGACGAAGAAAGCGCUAGCAUCCUUCCUUUGCUUAAAUCACUUUUCAACAUCGAUGAUUCGCUGACUGCUAACACCGACCACAACGAACCCUACGACGAUAAGGAUCUUGUGCCGGUUCAAAUCGAAUAUCGAAACGGGAACCCGAGUUUGCAGAAUAUUCCGGUUGGCAUUGUUAGUAGCAGUGUAAGAAAAAGGAAGCGAGGGAGGCCGAGGAGGGACGAGAAAGAUAAUUGGCUGAUUGAGAGCGAAAGUUUAGGAAUAGAGGAAUAUAAAGAAACGGCAAUCUUUGACGGGGUAAAUGAGACGGCAAAUGCCGGUAAUAUUAGCAGUUGUAGCGAAGGGAAGAGGAGGAGAGGGCGGCCACGAAGGGAGGACAGUCGAAGUAGAGUGAUUGGGAACGAGGAAAAGAAAGUUGAGAGCGAAAUUGAGAGGGUAGCAGUGGGGAAUGUGGAGGUGAUCUUGGGAAUUGAAGAGGAGUUGAGGAGGAGGACUGAGAGCUUGGGGACAGAGGCGGAAUUGUUGGAGUUUAUGGGGGGUUUAGAAGGGGAAUGGGCCAGUAAAAGCCAGAAGAAGAGGAUUAUCGACGCGGGUAGCUUCGGAAAUGUGCUUCCAAAAGGGUGGAAGCUUAUGCUCUUUGUGAAAAGGAGAGCCGGCCAUUUUUGGUUAGCUUGUAGCCGAUAUAUAAGCCCUAAUGGGCAACAGUUUGUGUCCUGCAAGGAGGUUUCUUCAUACUUGUUCUCCUUUGGUGGAAUUAAAGAUUCAAGCCUGGAAACUUUGAGUCACACUGAUGGUGGCAUUGGUUUAGGUGUCAAACCAACAUCUGGAAAUUUGUCAAUUACAUGUAGAUCUUCUGGGCAUGAGAGGCGAGCUCCCAUAAUAAGAAUGGGGAGUCCUAGGGAAGUCCAGAGAGCUGAAACAAUAAAAUGCCAUAAAUGCAUUAUGACUUUUAAUCAGCAAGAUGAUUUUAUAUGCCAUCUGUUAUCAUCUCACCAAGGGGCAGCAAAGAGUUCCGGACAUGGCACCUCAGCUACUGAGGAGGUGAUAAUAAAAAAUGGAAAAUAUGAAUGCCAGUUUUGUCGUGAACUGUUUGAAGAAAGUAAUUGCUACAGCAGCCAUCUUGGGAUCCACAUGAAGAACAAUUUGAAGAAGGUUGAAGGUUCAGUUGGAGAGCAAAACACCAUUCAGCCAUUCAAUUCCCCUGGCAACAAUGAAAUAAGACCUGGUUUUCCUUGUAGCGAAGCUAAUAAAAAUGCUCCAGUUGAAACAUAUACUGAUAAAUACCGUCAUGAAUGCAAUUUAUUGUCUCAUGAUGAACAAGAUAGGGUUAACAGGAAUGAAAAAACUUUAGCUGACAAAAACUGUGAUGAGCAAAAUAAAUUCGGUAUCAUAACUGAUAAUAAAGGGGAGGUCACUGAUACUGCUGCUGUUGCUGAUCUUAAUGUUUGUUUGGGUUCUGAAAAUGUCUUGUUUACUGCUGACAAAAAUGGGAUUUCUCAAUCUUCAGAUAAAACAUAUGUUGGAUUUGCCCUUAACUCAAUGGAGGAGAAGAGAGAGAUGGCUUCAAACACCGGUUUCCUUGCUCCAAAUUCUAAGGGAAAGAUGUUUGGUGAUGAAAAUAUUGAGGUUAGACAUUUUGUUAGCUUUACAACAAGCAUGGAAACUGAUUGGAAGGAUAAAGUUAUGAGGGAUCCAAAAGCUGGUUGUGCCAAUAGUAGCACAGGCCUGGAUAAUGUCACAAUUGAUGUUGAGCAAGAAAAUUUCACUGAAAGUUGUUCACUCAUCCUUUCCGGCAACAAAGAAAGAGUUAAUCUCUUCGAUCAUUUGAAAGGCGCUUCUGUUACAAUAGAUUCUGCACAGGAAAGAGGUUAUGGAUGUGGUUUAACUUCGUCUAAAGAUGAUAAAAAAUGUGUCAUCAACAAUAAUUUGAUUCUUGUCUCCAGUGGCACAAUGGAUGAUCCAGAAUCUAUUAUGGUCAACAAAACUGGGAAUAUUGACUCUACUAUUUGUUUUCAAAGCUAUCUCCCCAUAAAGAAACCUUCACAAGGGAACAGUGAAACUGCCUUGCUUACGUCACAUGGAAGGGAGCAAAUCUUUCCUUCUGACAAUAAUGCAUUUAGGGUAUUUAGCCGGACAGUUGAGGUUUGUGAACCUGAUGAAGCCCCAAAGUCUAGUAGAUUAAUUCCAGGUGUGGACAGCCGUGACAGUGGAUUGGAUGCUAACAUCCUGGCUAGUGUCAAGCAUGAAAGGGCUAAAGAUCGUCUAUUUGGUCCACCUUCAUAUAAGAAAACAUUUACUUCCAUACCAGAGGGGUGUAAAUGGGAAAAAGGGUCUGGGAGUAGUGUAUAUGAACAAUAUGCUAAUCAGCAAUAACUAUGAAACUAGUAGGAAUAAAGUUUCUUUCAUUACGAUAGAGGAGCCCAAACACAAAGUGGAAAGCUCCUUGAUUGGCAAUGUUAAUGCCAGGCUAGGCACAUUUGCUUUGACAGGCAUUG
Messenger RNA from Durio zibethinus, 2943 nucleotides. RefSeq lists its product as uncharacterized. Gene Ontology annotation, molecular function: DNA binding. Lineage: Eukaryota; Viridiplantae; Streptophyta; Magnoliopsida; Malvales; Malvaceae. The record is from RefSeq and is a predicted model, not a curated record.